This is a messenger RNA of Prorocentrum cordatum, 179 nucleotides long. NCBI's taxonomy places the organism in Eukaryota, Dinophyceae, Prorocentrales, Prorocentraceae. The record is from the annotation of a GenBank genome assembly.
GGAGAACCACCCAAGUUCUGCAGGCCGCGGGAGUCCUGCAACUGAACAUCAAGCGGCGGGUCCCCGAGGCGCAGGUUCGGGACGUCGACGUGGCGAGGCUCCGGGCGGAGUUCGACGGGGUGGCCGACGCCGGGGGGCGCGUGGCGCGCGUCCCCGUGGCCGAUGCUGAGAAGCUGGCG